GCGGCCCCAGGAAGUCUCCCCGGCCGAGACAGGAGGGAGGAGGCGGAGCUCUUGCCGCUCGGCCCGAGUGAUUUUUGGAUUGCAAACGAUGGGUAGAAAAGAUGCCUCUACAGCAAGGACUCCUGUUGACCAGUACAGGAAACAAAUAGGAAAACAAGAUUAUAAGAAAACCAGGCCUAUGUUAAGAGCUACAAGAUUAAAAGCAGAGGCCAAGAAAACUGCAAUAGGCGUAAAGGAAGUUGCCCUUGUCCUUGCAGCUAUACUGGUAUUUUUGUUUGCUUUCUAUGCUUUCUUUUAUCUUAACAUUUCCAAUGAAGUUGACCUUGAUCUGGAUCCAGAUGAAAACUAACAGAUGCAAUGAAUCUAUCGUCAAGAUUUCUUCAGCUUGAGCAAGACUAUGUAGGAACACACAGUCCCUUUGCUGUGAGACAGUAAACGAUGCCAUUUCUUGCAGUCCGAAGUUUUGCAAUUCAUCAGUCACUUCUACAUUCCAGGUCAAAAAAGAGAACACUUAUGCCUGGCAAAUGUCUUUGGUUAACACCAAAGCAGGGGCAGCAGUACAAUACAUGAAGUUUAAUGUUUACAUUAUUUUUUUCCUCAGGCAGAGAACUUUGAUAUCAAAAGACAGGUGCUAUUAUUAUCAUGGGUAUUGAUGCUGACUUCGUAGGAGGAGAGUCUGCCUUGACUAAAUUUAGAAAUCAAAGCUUCCUAAUAGCCAAAUCAUGUUCCUUUUACUUCCUCAAAAGACAGCAGAAAUGCCAAAUAAGAAAUCUUCUCUUUAUUGGUACUUAAAAUACGUCAAAAAAUAUUCAUCCUUUCUCUCCCUUUUAAUCCUUCUUGUGCAUGUGUUGACACGCGCAAGGACGAAGAUGGAAGACAUUAUAAGAAAAAAAUAUCUUUUUAGAAGCAGUCUGUCACUUCCUAUAUGGACUUAAUUUCAUGUCAUCCCAGAUUCUGUGUGCCCAUAUAUCUGCAGUAAUCUUUUUCAUUCUUUUGCCAACUGUUCAGCACACAUGUGUUCUGUCAGAAAUGGCACCUGGAUGACAGAAGCUCUAACAUUCGCAUAUGCCUCUGAAACACAGUUCUUUGCCUCCUGUGCUGUCUGAACUAGUGUAAAUAGAAAGUUCAGUUGAUGUUGGUUUUAAUUAGUGUAUUGCUUUAUUACUAAUAUAAAGUCAAAAUUGUAUUUUAAUUAUACUCUUCCUGCUGGUUGUGGUAUGAACUUGCUCUACCUGUUAAGGGGAUGUUGUAAAAAAAUUGCUUUCCAGUUAUACAAUCUUUUUAAUCAUCAAACUAAUGUAAGAAGUUGUAACUAUUAAGAAACUUUUUUUUUCAUGGAUUGUAAUAAUUGGGAAAAAUAUUGGCCCCAUGACAUCCUUCAGUUCUUGCAAAGUACUUUUCAGAAUAUGCACUGUAGAUAACAUUUCUGAUCCCUUUGAUAACCAUAAGCCACUUGAAGAAGCUUGUAUGACAAAGCAGCUGCAGGGAGCUGUAAAAUUCUGGCUUUAUCCAGUUCUGCUUUGGCUUUGGCAUAUAACUGAGCUUGUGGUUUUAAAGAUUCAGUUUUGAUCCUUUUAAAAAUGUGGUCAGUCUUUCUCUAGUUUGGAUUCACUUUGAUACCAAGAAAAGCAUAGAGACAUGGAUGCUGAAUGUGGCAAAGGAGUUAGGCAGAUUGACUUCCAGAAAAAUUUCAUUAGCAAACUAGCUUGGCUGUAUCUUUGAUACCAAUUUCAGGGAUAAAUCAUAGGUUUAGUUACAACUGAGAUAUUCACUGAUUUUUCCAGAAAUGCCUGACUAAGGUUUCUUAUAGUGAUUUUGAAGACAAAGGGAUAUAAAUCAUAGCAAAUAUUAUAAUGGAAAAUAUUUUUAUUUUAAAUUGACGUAGUCCCACUAUCACCACUUAAGGAACACAGAUCAGUAAGGUUAAUUUUUAAACCAUAUACAUUAUGAGUCUCUAAGGAUCCACUUCAUGUCUGUCAUACUCCUCGUUCACUUUAUGCAAUGCAAAAUAACUCCUCUAGAAAUUCAGAGUACAUCAGUCUUCUGAGAAUAAUAUGGAAGAGAAGCAUAUAGAUAUAUGUGCCAAUGGUUUUCGUUUUCUAAUUUUGGCUGUUACAAACACAAAAUCUUAUGCAUUCAUAUGACAUAAUCCACUGAUACUCGCACACAUGAUUAAACACUUAGCAACAUGUGACAUUUAUGAUGAAGCAUUAUCUGACACAUGGCCCGAUUUUCAGUGGAAAGAAAGGCAGAUCACAGGCUGUCUUCUUGGAUGUGACAUGCCUUUUUCUUCACCAGUGUCACACCACAUGUCACAGAAGCUGCAGACCUCUCCUGUUAUUUUGCAUGAGCAAAUUUCUUGUUCAAUAAAAAGCUGGAAGGAUUGCUUUCUUAAUGUCUGCACGUAGCUCCCUGGGUGAUGUGUUGCCUGAGAAUGAUGCAGGUUGUCUCGUAAUUUGCUUUCUGAAUCAGUUAUGUGAAAAAGAAAGCUAUUCUUACUGUCAAAUUUAUGAACAUGAAGUUCCUACAACAGGAAGAUUGCAUCUCCCAUAAUUAUGGCUUAUAGACAUAUCAGAAGUAUUGUGUAUGUGUGACUGAAGCAGCUUCCUGUUUGUGGCUUAUCAGUCCAUAUUGCCUACAAGUGCCGUAGUUUGCAGUUUGUCUGUUGGCUUCAUUUAGGCUAGGCCUUUUCUUUCACAAUUAAGAUAUUCUUAUGUAACAAGAAAAUUUCCUUUUGCUUACAUAAAUUGGAUAGACAUGUUCAGCAUACAUAGAUAUACAUGGCAAAUAUUGCAGCAAAUAGACUUUUUCUCUUACCAGCACAAUAAUUUCUAAUGGGAGCAUGUCAAUAGGUUUCUUAAAGCUCAAAGCUCCCACUUCUCAUCAAAUUAUUCAUCCUUGGUUUUCUAAAAGGCGCAAGCACAACAGUAUUGGCAAUGAGUUCUGAUUCUGAGCUUACUAAUUUAUGAUUCCCCUGAGUUCACUGGAAUUGCAACAGAUCUACUCCAAGGGAAAAUCAGAAUCAAACCUGAAGUUAUUUCUGCUUUCUGGAGCACUACAUUGUCCAUGCCUGAUUUUUAAAGUAGAGACUAAUUUUAAUCUUGGAAACCAGUGGUUUAUUUUGCCCUUAAUUACAUCUGAGAUUAAAUGCCUCUUGUUUUUUGAGCCACCUAUCUUUGUAUGAGUUUGCUUUGUGUCUAUUUUCAUAAUAAAUGUAUUUUUACUAUUUUUGUGCUCUUAUUAAUGUUGGGUGUGUCACGCUGAAUUAUAUAUACAUUUGAAAGGACAUUAAAGCAAUCUAAACAGCACAAUGUUCAAGUGUGAGCAGUGUUACUCACCAUUUUCAGAGUAUCUGGAGUAUUCUAGGCAGUUCUAACCCCUAAGCUCGUAUUAAAACUAAGCGUAGCCUAUGAAUACUUAAUAAAGAGAACUGCCCUUGGCAUCCUACGGAAUACCAAUAAAGCAGAUUUCUUUCUGCAAAGUUGUUCCAUGUAGCUCCUAUCAACUUCAGACAGUGAGUAAUACUUCUAUGUACUUGUUUCAAAGAAAGAUUGCAGAUCAAACCAUUUACACAGUGGCUUAACAGGGCAGUUUUUUCAAGGCUGUUUACCUCUGGGGAAAGGGUAGACAUCAGUAUUGUUGUUCCUCUCUGUUUAUGGAGUAAACUUAAUUUCUUUCCAGCAGAGGUUGUAGAAGAGAUGCUUAUUCUGGGUCUUUCCUCUUUCAGUGGGAGCAGAUGUCCCAUCUGGAAGAGUCUCGGGCUAGGACAGUCUUCCAGCAGUAAUUUUGAUCAGUAAAUCUUUCCUCAGCAGUUUUCAUUUUCCCUUUGGUCCUACAAAAGCAGAAGCAACAUGUAGACCAUCUCAGGACAGAAGCUUCAGUAUGGUAGUUUUACUGCUGCUGCUGGUGAACAUUGCCAAGGAAAGGCUUUAACUCUAUUUCCUAGAGUCCAUAAAUAUAUUUUACUGAAAACUUAGGAGGCAUGUUAAGCAUUUCCUUAAUGAACCCUAGGGAUAUAUUUAAACUUUUCUUGAAGAACACUUUAUUUAAAAUUCACUGUUGCAUAUCAUAUAGACAUCAUGUGAUUCAGGAUCUGUCAUAGCUCAUUCCAUGCAUCAGACCAGCUGUAGCAGGGCCAACACAUAGACUAUGAGAUUAUGCCACGACAUGUAACUGCAAACAUACACAACACAAGCAAACUCGUCUGUUCAUUUAGGUGUCAUCUAGAGUAGUUCACCUAACAAGUUGUGGUUGAAAACAAACAGUUUUUAAACAGCCCUACUAAAUGAAGGCACAGUGAAAGCCCUACAAAACUGCUUAUCCCAUUUGUAUGAAAAUUGCUAUCAUGGAAAAGGCUUAUUUGCUGACUUAGGGCCAAGUUUUGAAUGCUGCCCUUUCAGAGAGGAAAAUGUUUCUAGCAGCUCCCAGUUGAGUGAUGAUUCAUUUUCCUCUACUACGGGAUUGUAUUCGUAAGGCACAACUGAGCCAGUUGGUGAGGGUCAAAUUCUCAGUACUGUAAAGGACUGUACUUGAAAUAAAGACUAGAUAAGUUAGAGUGCCAGCAAACAGGAUACUACAGAUCUUGGUUGCAUUUCAAGUUUUACUUACAGUAGCAUAAUAAUUAGUGGUGCUUAUGACUAAGAAAAUAACAAUAUGGCACAUCAAUAAGACAGCAGAAAUGUGAUGUUGGAACUGCUUCUUAAAAGAUUUUGUAGUGGAUUAUGCUUGCACUUUGGGAAAUGAAUCCAUGAGAUGAAUAAACUGGCAAAGAUUGCGUGUGAUAUAUGCUUACAAUAUUUUUCCCUGAAAGAGCCAACAGAGAUAUUUUGCAACACUUUCCCUCAUCAUCCUCUUAAGUUUGCUGUAAUGCAUUCUUUUGUAGAUGUAUUUCUACACUUCUCCAAAAGUGAAAAAAAAAGGUUUUUUGCUGUUCAUCAAUGCUUUUAAAUGUCAGAAUCCUCUACUCUUUCUUUUAUUGUCCCCUUAAUCACAACCAAAUUGGUGAGGAGACAGCCAAAAUGUGAGGUACCAGUGUCUCUCAAGCAGAUGUCACACCACUAUUUUUUAGCUUGUUUAAAUGAAUAAACAUGUUAAACUGUGAAGUAUUACAUUUUAGAUUUUUUUCAUUAAAAACAGAACAAUCUGUUUACUGUUCUUAAUUGAGACAACAAUCCCGGUGGUUGCCAGUUUUGGCAGUUGUAAUGAUGAGCUAUAAAUACUGGGACAAAUCAACUAACUGGUGAUUAUGAAGGGUAGUUCAAGUAGAAGCCUCAUUCUGCAUGAAUACUUUUUUCAGUGCUAUAUUUUUUUCAAAUUUCUAUAAUUGUUACACUGGUUUUGCUUGUUAAAGCCACAAAUAAACACAUGCCCAAACAAUAGGCUUGAUU
Messenger RNA from Cuculus canorus (common cuckoo), 5387 nucleotides. It is a transcript of the gene TRIQK, whose product is annotated as triple QxxK/R motif containing. Gene Ontology annotation, cellular component: endoplasmic reticulum membrane. Lineage: Eukaryota; Metazoa; Chordata; Aves; Cuculiformes; Cuculidae. The transcript has 4 exons. Bases 89 to 349 code for a protein of 86 amino acids. The record is from RefSeq and is a predicted model, not a curated record.